Dermacentor albipictus is the source of this 2044-nucleotide messenger RNA. Lineage: Eukaryota; Metazoa; Arthropoda; Arachnida; Ixodida; Ixodidae. The record is from RefSeq and is a predicted model, not a curated record.
CAGGCUCUCAACAAAAGGGAAUCUCGGAGGGUUCCGGCACUUGUUGUGCAUAAAAACAAGGCCUUUGAGAUUGGCUAAUGCUGGCAACGUUGUGCAUGCAACAAAGUCAAGUCACGUCCAAGCAGAAGGCCAGUCAGCCGUCAGCGUUUCGCGCGUUUUCUGUAUUUACCGCAGCAGAGUUUGCAGCGACCUCCGUUGUGGUAUUUUGUUCCUCGGAGGCAUGCCCUCGGAAUCGGAAAAAGGAGGUGAUCAAUAUGCAGUCGUCAAGUUUCCAGAGGAAGGCAACUCUGUGGCUCUUGUACAUACCAAGUGGCUGCAUGGCGAUGUCUGCUUGUGGCCACAGGAUUCCAAGAAUGUUUCGUAUUUAGCAAAAUGUGGAGCCUCUCCAUCCUCCAACUGGCAAGUCGUGCCAUGUGUGCCCAUAGACACAUUCAGAACAUAUGAUGCAGCGCGACAAAAGCUCAAGCAAGCUGAAGAUGGGUCAGACUUGGGGAGUGAAGUGGACCUGGGACGGGGCAAAAGAAAAAAGCAACGAAGAGCCCUUAGCUCAAGUCCGGAAAGUGUGCAGCGACUACCACUUCCACCGCCCUCUAUGAUGAAAAAAGCACAGAAGAGGGAUGGGAGACGUAUUCACAAGCAGUCAUCACAUGCAUCAACAUCUAGGGCUAAUGAUCCCAAUGUUUGCAGUGAUCAAGGCGCAGUGCAAUGUGCACAAAUGUGUGCUAGCGAGACUUCAGAAUCUGAGGGUGAGGCUGAGUCUGGAGGUGAACAAGAUGCAAUGCAAGAAUCAUCAGGCAUUAAAAGAUCGUUCACAGCUCACUCUUUGAUGAAAAGAGCAAGCCAAAUGGGAAAUACACAGUGCAACAAUGAGAAGUGGCAUUCAAGUCAGUCUGUUGCACCUAUUUCAGAUGAUGGCAUUAAGCAGGUCAUCAGGCUUCUACAAACGGUAAUCUUGAGAGUCGAGCACCUGGGAAGCCAACUAGACGUAAUAAAAGCAAAGCUUUGUGACCAACAACUGCAGCCUGAAGCAGAUUUGUUAGAAAAACCAUUUUGUGACAUCACGGAGUUCGAACUGUUUGAUCAAGGCCUCUCAGAAAGUGAUGCAAUGAAGUCAAAGUUGGUACGGGAACUCGCUGCCUUAGGAGGAAGAAAUGUUAGUUUGUCUACGCGUCGCAUUCUUGAAGCCCUGAUGACCCAGGAAGUGGCUGUUCAAUAUAGUUGGCUCGGACAAAAAGGAAAGAAGAAGUUCUUGUCGUUGACAACCUGCGACUUGAUAUAUAAAAGUGUUAAGUGCACAUUUGAAACUGUAAAAAGAAGUGAAGUUGAGGACGUUGUAAAAACGUGGCUCAGACACGCUGGGGAGAAGCUUAGAAAGAAUAACAAACAGUCUGAAAAAGUCACAGGUGAGUAUUUCUUCUGAUAGGUUCUCGUAAUUAUUAAAUUUAGGUUUCCACCUAAUAACAUUUAACUAUUAAAUAUAAUUCAAAGGUUUUCCUGCAGCUGAUCUGAUAAGUGCUUAAAAAUACAAUCUGAAACAUGAUUAUGUUGGGCAGUUUAACAUUAUUUAGUGGGAUAAGCAUCCAGGCUACAGGUUUUUUUAUGCUGGUACUCUUCUGUUUGCAUGAAGUGUCCACUUGCCGUAUUUAUUCGAGGAGAAGGCGGGGCAUUUUUUCUGAAAUCCUCAGUCUAGAAGUUACCCCUUACCUUAUAUGCGACGCUGAUAGAUUAAGUGACUUAUUCAAUAUGGCGGUAGCGGUGCCACAUCUCUGGUGAUCCUAAUUUUAGACAUCAGCGAGAGGUGUAGCAACUAAUAAGCUUUGGCAGGUGAGCCAGUAUGGUAUUCUGUGCGUACAUUCCAUACUUAGUAUUUGAAAAUAAAAUUUAAUAAUGAAGAUGAAGUGUGGGUUUACGUGAAUUUCUCCUUCAAAUGUGGCUUCUGUGGCAGCACGCACCACACUGCUAGGAUACGACACCAUAAGGCAACAUCCGCAUAUAAUCCCAACUGGUCAUUCAGUUUAUUCUGCUAACUUUCACCGCCGACACC